AUGAGUUAUAUUGCGGGCGAGAACGUGCACUUUGACUACGAAGGGCACUCUGUCCGCAUGAAACCGCAAGCGAGAACCCAUGCUGGCGCAAAAGUGAAGGUCCAGGUCCAGCUCAACAACGAGAAAGACGAGUAUCCGGAGUCGAGGGUUAUCAAGAUAGGCGAGAACGGCGACGUUGUGGUGAGCGAGCUGAGCGAGCUGAGUUCUGCGGAUGCACACAGUCAUUCCGAGCACAGUGAUGACGACUACUGUCACUCGUGCGACCACGAUAACUGCUCGGAGCACUUUGAGGACUACGACGAGGACUACGACGAGUGCGUGCACCACCAGCCGCCCAUGACGCACGAGAAAUUGUACUGGAGCGGCACAUUGCCGAGCGUGGAGGAGCGCGAGCAAGUGCGGGAGUUCUGGACGCAACUGGACGAGCAGAAGCGCCGCGAUCUGCUCAACGUCGAGUAUACCGAGGUGUACAAGGUUGUACACGAGAACCCGCCCGGGUGCAACUGCCGGGGCUGCAGCGGGCCGAAAAAGGCGUUUGAGCGCGAUUUGGAGAAGCUGUACCAUGCAAUGCGCAUGACUGCGAACGAGGAUCUCGAGCUGAGCUCGGCCCUGGUGCACGAGAUGCUGGGGCUUGAGGACCCGAAGCCGGCCCCGACAACGAUCCAGGACAUCGGCCGUGUGGCCGACGAUAUACUGAACAACAAUGGCAGCUCGUUCAUUGAUCUGGUGGAGCAGCUGGACGAGGAGCGCGGUCUCCGACCUGACGACGACGGCGACGACGAGGAGUACGACUAUGACGAGGAGUACGAGCUCGAGAGCGAGCGGCAACGCAAGCAGCUUCACAACGCGUACCGGUAUCUGCAGGUGGUGAUUGCGCGGAUCAUCAGCGGGCGGUUGGUGGCGGCCUACAAGGAGAAAGUGGCCGAGGACAGCACGCGGCAGCUGAUCGAAGAGCUGGAGGCAGAGGAGCGCCGCAAGAAGGAGAAGGAGGAAAAGGAACGCCGCAAGAAGGAGAAGCUCAAAGAAAAGAAGCGGUUGCAGCAGCUGGCCAAGGAGGAGGAGCGCCGCAAGCGCCAGGAGGACAAGCUUGAGCAGGAACGCAUACACCAGGAGGAGAUGCGGCGAAAAACCGAAGAGGGCCGCCGGCGCAAGGAGGAAGAGAGACGCAAGCGUGAGGAGGAACAGCGGCGCCGCGAGGAGGAGCAACGGCGCCGGCGCGAGGAGAAGCAGCGCAAGGAGGAGGAGAAGCGACGCGAGAAGGAGCGCCAGGAGCGCGAGGCUGCUCUCAGCGCCCAGCCACCCACAAAUGGCUUGUGCGCACCCGCCAACAGUUCUGUCGACGGCAAUUCCGCCUCCGCCCCGGUGUCGUACUCCGCGGAACAGCUCAGCCAGCUGCUCUCGAAGCUGAACAUACCUGUCGACAAGCCGGCUCCCGAACCAGUGCCGGCCACACAGCCCGUCGCGCAGUCCUCCCUCCCCCAGAACCCGCCACAUAGCCUGUUUGACUUCCCGGAACCGCAGCUGCCCUCCCUUACGGUGCCACAGCUCUCCACGCUGGACCUGUUCCCAGACUCGCUCCCACAGCUCAAGGAACCGUUCCCGUCCAUCAACAGCUCGAUAUGGGACCUGCCGGCAUCGCAAAAGUCCAUCUGGGGCCCCUCUUCCAUCUGGUCAAAGCCGUCUGCGCUUUCGCCGGCUCAGAUUGAGGCGGUGCAGAUCGAAACGAUCAAAGCAACUGCAACGCUGGUUGCCGACAACCAGUGUUAUCCGGCAAAUCUACUCUACACAUGCACCCGUAAGGCAAUGCUGUCUUCGUACAGUCUGGACCUGACAAUGGAUCAAUUCGCAGACAGUCUCGCGUCCAAGGUGAGCCAGAAGCUGGGCGUCGCGUUCGACAUCAUCUACGACGAACUGGCAACGCCCGCGUUGGUGAAGGUGUCACCUGUCGCGACCGACGUGAGCAUAAAUACGUGGAAUAUCGGGUUUUAAGGCUCAUUAUAUAAGCAACCUGUAUCUAACCAUUUUCUG
This is a messenger RNA of Ogataea polymorpha, 2028 nucleotides long. RefSeq lists its product as uncharacterized. Gene Ontology annotation, cellular component: microtubule cytoskeleton. Bases 1 to 1989 code for a protein of 662 amino acids. NCBI's taxonomy places the organism in Eukaryota, Fungi, Ascomycota, Pichiomycetes, Pichiales, Pichiaceae. The transcript has a single exon. Gene Ontology annotation, biological process: microtubule cytoskeleton organization. The record is from RefSeq and is a predicted model, not a curated record.